Messenger RNA from Geosmithia morbida, 2193 nucleotides. RefSeq names its product nucleolar complex protein 3. Gene Ontology annotation, biological process: DNA replication initiation. The record is from RefSeq and is a predicted model, not a curated record. Gene Ontology annotation, molecular function: chromatin binding. Gene Ontology annotation, cellular component: nucleolus. The coding region runs from base 1 to 2193 and encodes 730 amino acids. Lineage: Eukaryota; Fungi; Ascomycota; Sordariomycetes; Hypocreales; Bionectriaceae. The transcript has a single exon.
AUGGCUCCCAACGGGGUGAAACGUAGAAAACUCGAGCACGACUCAUCCGACGACGACGCCAACAGCAAAUCUCAACAGUCAACCCGCAAGACGCAAAAAGCCUUCAUCAGCAACGCCUCCAACUGGAACCUCGAGGAGGACUACGAGUCCCGACCACGCAAGAACAAGAAGUCCAAGAAAGAACAGGAGAGGGCGGCGGCUUCGAACCGUCUCCCUCUCAAGAACACGGAUAGCGGUCGGCUAGAGAUUAUCCGCAAUAUCCAGGCCGACGACGCGGCGGCAGGAGGACGGUCGUCUUCCGAUGAGGACGGGAGCGACACCGAGUGGCUCGGCGUGGACGGGGACAGGGACGGCCGAGGUGAGGAGGACGACCGCGGAGAGGCCAGGAAGUACAAACACCAGCCAAAGGAGAACCCCAAGCCGGAGCGCGAGCAGAUCCUACAGGCGCAGGAGGAGCUGGCGCGGCUGGCCACGGCCGUCAGCGAGGACCCGGAGGAGAAUGUCGGGGCCUUCCGGGCCCUGGGAAAGCUGGGGGCGACACGUAUCCUACCCAUCAAGGUGCUCACGCUCAUGACGCAGAUGACGGUGUACAAGGACGUGAUCCCCGGAUACCGGAUACGCGCAUUCGGCGGGGAGAGGGCCAAGGAGAAGCUGGUGUCUAAGGAGGUGCGGCAGCUGCGCAGCUACGAGGAGUCGCUCCUGAGCGGGUACCAGUCGUACCUGAAGGAGCUGGCCAAGUGCGCGCGGGACCGUCGCGACGUGGGCAGCGGCACCACCCUGGCCAGCGUGGCCGUGACGUGCGCGUGCACGCUCCUCACGGCGGUGCCGCACUUCAACCUCCGUGAGGAUCUGCUGCGCAUCCUGGUCGGCAAGCUGAGCAUGGCGCGGCUCGAUGCCGACGGCGCCCGCUGCAUCGAUGCGCUCGAGACCCUCUUCCGCGAGGACGACGAGGGCCGCCCCUCCAUGGAGGCCGUCGCCCUGCUGUCCAAGAUGAUGAGGGCCCGCAACUACCGCGUCAGCGAGCGCGUCCUCGACCUCUUCCUCUCCCUCCGGUUGCUGUCCGAGUUCAGCGGUCAGGCCUCGUACAACUCCGUCGAGCGCACCGGCGACUCGGCCGGCCCCAAGCAGAAGAAGAAGCGAGAGUUCCGCACCAAGCGCCUCCGUAAGGACCUCAAGGAGCAGAAGGCCCUGGAGAAGGAGAUGAUCCAGGCAGACGCCCUCGUAUCCCACGAGGAGCGCGACCGCAUGCAGUCCGAGACGCUCAAGCUCGUCUUCGCCACCUACUUCCGCAUCCUCAAGGCCCGCAGCCCGCAGCUCAUGGGCGCCGUGCUCGAGGGCCUGGCGAAGUACGCCCACCUGAUCAACCAGGACUUCUUCGGCGACCUUCUCGAGGCCCUCAAGGACCUCAUCCGCUACAGCGAUCUCGACGCCGCCGCCGCCGCCGCCGACGACGACGACCUGAACCGGAACCGGAACCAGGACCAGAGCGAGCACCCAGAAGACCAAGACGGCAACCAGGACGACGGCGCGGGCGAGAGCAGCGAUGAGUCCGAAGAAGAAGCAGAAGAAGAAGAAGAAUCAGGCGACGUUAGCGUGCGUAACCUCACGCGCGAAUCCCUCCUGUGCACGGUGACGGCCUACGCCCUCCUGGCCGGUCAGGACGCCCACAACGCCCGCUCAGACCUCCACCUCGACCUCUCCUUCUUCACCAACCACCUCUACACCUCCCUGAUGCCCCUGUCCCUCAAUCCGGACCUGGAGCUCUCCAAGCCCGCGUCCGGGUCGGCGUCGACCGACUCCAAGAUCAAUGUCCAGACCACGACGGUCCUCCUCCUCCGGUCACUCACCUCGGUCCUCCUCCCCUCGUACAACAUCCGCUCCGUCCCGCCCACCCGCCUCGCCGCCUUCGCCAAGCAGCUAUCCUCCGUGGCCCUGCAGCUGCCCGACCGGUCGGCCCAGGGCGUCCUCGCCCUGCUGCAUGACGUCGCACGCACGCACGGGAGGCGCAUCUCUUCGCUGUGGAACACCGAGGAGAGGAAGGGCGACGGCCGCUUCAACCCCGUCGCUUCUACCGUCGAGGGCACAAACCCCUUUGCUGCUACCGUCUGGGAGGGUGAGCUUCUCAAGAAACACUUCUCCCCCAAGGUGAGGGAGGGUGCUAGGAUGUUGGAGAAGGCCAUUGCUUCCUCGUAG